CAGGAGCAUAAGAAGCAACUCUCAAAAUGAGGAUUCAUAGCCAGCUUUGUUUUCUUGCAAGCCUGGUGCUUGUUAUUUACACUGCACCGAUUUUAAAGUCCGCUGACAAAGAUGAAGCCACCGCAGAGCAUUACCUGCAGAGCUUCUACAAUCUAACAGAUAUAACGAAUGAAAAAACAGCCUUCCAAAGAGAGGCCAGUCCACUGAUUGAGAAGAUGAAAGGGAUGCAGAAGUUUUUUGGACUUAAGGUCACUGGAAAGCUGGACAGAGAAACACUGGAGGUGAUGAAGAAGCCCCGCUGUGGAGUUCCAGAUGUUGCUGCGUACUCCACAUUUGGAGGCAAACCCAAAUGGCAGACCAACAGGCUCACCUACAGAAUCGUGAACUACACCCCUGACAUGUCAACUGCAGAAGUGGAUCAAUCCAUAAGUAAAGCGCUGCAGGUCUGGGCCGAUGUCACUCCUCUGAGAUUCAUUCGUAUUAACAAAGGCAUAGCUGACAUCAUGAUCUCCUUUGCUAAAAGAUAUCAUGGCGAUGCUUCCCCGUUUGAUGGACCACAAGGCAUAUUGGCUCAUGCUUUUUCUCCUUCUCCUGGAAUUGGUGGAGAUGCACAUUUCGACGAUGAUGAGUUUUUCACAUUCUGCUCAUCUAAAGGACUUGUCCUGUUCCUGGUGGCCGCUCAUGAGUUUGGUCACUCUUUGGGUCUUUCUCAUUCUGACGUUCCCGGCGCUCUGAUGUUUCCCACAUACAGCUUUACUGAUCCGGAUCGUUUUUCUCUGCCCAGUGAUGACAUCAGAGGGAUUCAGUCGCUCUAUGGCCCAAACAGAGACAUGACCCCCACCCAAACUCAUCAAGAAGUACAAGCAACUCCUAAGGCUUGUGACCCUAAUGUGAUCUUAGAUGCAGAUACAACUCUAACAGAUGAAACAAUGUUCUUCAAGGAUGGCUUUUUCUGGCGUAGAUCUCCGAACAAAACUGUGACGCAACAUCAGAUCAAGAGUUUCUGGGCCAGUGCUCCAGAUAAUAUAGAUGCUGCUUAUGAGGAUCCAGUGCAAGAUAAACUUUUCCUAUUCAAAGGUAGACAAGUCUGGGCAUUUAAUGGCAUCAAUCUUGAGCGCGGAUAUCCCAAGACUCUCAUCAGCUUUGGUCUGCCAGCAUCUGUGAGAGAAGUUAGUGCUGCCGUCCAUGACAAAAACUCAGGAAAAACACUGCUCUUUGUUGACAAGGUUUACUACAGCUAUGAUGAAAGGGCAAAGAAAAUGGACAGAGGGUAUCCCCAACGAGUGGAAAGUGGAUUUCCAGGGUUGACUGGAGAGGUUACAGCAGCCCACAUGUCCAAUGGUUACAUAUAUCUCUACAGUGGGAGAAAUGUGUAUGAGUUUGGAUACAUAGGCGGAGCUUCACUUGUAUGCGUGGGGGGAGGGCACCCACUGGCAGACGAGCCACGAGCACUUUUUUAUAUGUUCUGUAUUUUAUGUAUUUCUGUAACACAUAUUCUACAUUAAAAUACAUUUAGAAUGAACAAUAACUGCUGUACAAAGAGUACAAAAAAAAUCUGACAAAUUGUUUUCUGUGUGGUAGACCAGAGCCAGUUUCUUAUUCUCCUCAUAACUGAGAAACGUAUUGAUAAUGUUGUUGAACCAACAGGCAGCAUGAGUGCAAGCUGUAGUAGUCUGAAAAACUUUGGAUAUUCGUCCCUCCGUGCUGCACCCUUUAAGGCCAUGUUUACACCAGUGCCUUUUCGUUUUAAAACGCAUAAUGUUUGCUACCGUUACGCCUAUCGUUUACACUACUCCGACGUUUUCGUCGAAAACUGAGAUUUUUGAAAACGUUGCAAACGUUUAGUCUGAAAACUCUGGGGUUGGGGUUGGGGUUUUUACAGAAUCAAUUAAAUGUUAUUUUUUCCAAAUAAACUAAAAUGUCUAAUUCAACUAAACAGCACGUGAGUGUCUUCAUUUUGUAAGCAAGACUGAUUUUGGUGUAGAAAUACUUUUGACUUUAACCUUUUAAAAGACUCUGACCUGAUUUACAGGGCAGACCUAUAUACUGUAUAGUAUCUACUGCAAAUCCAUUAUCAGUAAACAGCUUUGUAAAAUAUCAAACCAUCUAAAUUCUAAAUAAUAAGUAGACCUC
Messenger RNA from Carassius auratus (goldfish), 2133 nucleotides. Its product is annotated as collagenase 3-like. Gene Ontology annotation, cellular component: extracellular matrix. The transcript has 10 exons. The record is from RefSeq and is a predicted model, not a curated record. Gene Ontology annotation, biological process: collagen catabolic process; proteolysis; extracellular matrix organization. Gene Ontology annotation, molecular function: metalloendopeptidase activity; zinc ion binding. Lineage: Eukaryota; Metazoa; Chordata; Actinopteri; Cypriniformes; Cyprinidae. Bases 27 to 1505 code for a protein of 492 amino acids.